AUGAUGCCAACCACUUCAGAACAGGCUUUUGCCAUCGUCGGCGGAGUCGCGACACACCUUCUACACUUCAAGCAUGGAGAAAGGCAUGCAUACCCUUGGCGAUAUGUGGCCAUACUUCUCGCUGGGUCGGUAUCCCUCUGGGCCGUCAAGUGGUCACGAGAAGGCAGCGCCACGUCACUUCUCGCAGUCACCUCAAGCACAUCAGUGCUGUUAAUUCUUUAUCUAGCUGGCCUAGCGAGCAGUGUUUGUCUUUACCGACUAUUUUUCAACCCGUUGAAUCGGUUUCCAGGACCAUUUGCAGCGAGAUUGUCCAAGCUAUACUUUGUAUACCUGAGUUCCGACCUCCGUGGACACCGACAGCUCCACGCCUUGCACCAAAAAUAUGGCCGAUAUGUUCGCGUUGGACCCAACGACCUCUCCAUUGUGGACCCGAACGGCAUGAAGAUCGUCCUCGGAGCAAACUCGAAAUGCAUCAAGUCGGCUUGGUACGGUCAAGACAUGCCGUAUAUCUCGACCAACACAACGCGCGAUCGGGCUGCCCACGAUAGGAGACGUCGCAUCCUCGCGCCGGCAUUCAACGACAAGGCGCUCCGAGGCUACGCUUCGCGCCUACAAAAGUUUCACGACCUGCUCACAUCUCAAAUCGAUGCCUCAUCGGGAAAGCCAAUGAACGUCACGAAGUGGUUCGGGUACUGGGGCAUGGACAUGAUGUGUGACAUUGUCUUCAAUGGGUCCUUCAAUAUGCUCGCCAGCGGCGAGACGCACUCGGCGCUUCAGGUGGUGGGAGACGGACUGCAUCUUCAAGGCUUCGCGCUGCCACCCUGGCUAUACCGGGUAUUUGCCACCAUUCCCAAGUCCAAUUCCGGGAAUCGCGGCUUGGCCGCCUUUGCGGCGACGCAGCUGGAGAACCGCAUGCAACAGCAGGGCAAGACAGCCCACGCGGACAUGAUGCAGCCGCUGAUCGAGCACUACGACCGGCUGACCUCGGAAACGAAGCGAGCAAUACUGCCCCUUCUCCAAGGCGAUUCCCGCAUGUUGAUUGUUGCAGGCAGCGAUACGACGUCGACAACGCUGGUACACAUGUUUUAUCGGUUCUGCAAGGAGGCGGGCCUCGUCAACAGAGUGCGGGAAGAGGUGGAGCCGCUUGUAUCCGACCCGAACCUGAUCUCGUACUCGGACAUUCGCCAGGCCCAGCUGCUCCAUGCGUGCAUCAACGAGACACUGCGGUUGCAUUACCCUGGGCCAUCUGGCUUUUUCCGGAAGACUCCUCCCGAGGGAAUCCGCAUUGGUGAGCAGCACGUGCCAGGGGACACCAUCAUUCAGAUGCCGCCCUACGUCAUGGGCCUAGACGAGCAAGUGUACGAUCAAUGCCGCGAGUUUGUGCCCGAAAGGUGGUACUCGAGGCCUGAAAUGAUCAAGCACAAGGACGCAUUUUUGCCAUUCCUGGCUGGAUCAGAAUCCUGCAUAGGCAAAAACCUGGCCUACAUACAGCUGGCGGUGGUUGCGUCUCAGAUCAUCCUCCAAUUCGACGUGGCGUUUGCUCCCGGCGAAGAUGGUAGCAAGCUUGUACAAGACUCCAAGGAUCUCGGCAUGCUACAUCCGGAGGAACUACACGUUGUUUUCACUCGUCGUAACAAGAGACAUUCGUGAAUCAAGUCACAGACAAGGCAGAUUC
Molecule: messenger RNA, 1675 nt
Organism: Purpureocillium takamizusanense
Lineage: Eukaryota; Fungi; Ascomycota; Sordariomycetes; Hypocreales; Ophiocordycipitaceae
Exons: 2
Coding region: 1-1650 (549 amino acids)
Molecular function (GO): monooxygenase activity; iron ion binding; heme binding
Source: RefSeq, a predicted model, not a curated record